CGGCAGAAUCACAGGGUUUUGGUCAACAAAUAUUAGCCUCAUUAAUAUCAUUUCAUACACUAAAUAUAUCUCAAACUUUGAUUAUAGUUGAAUUUCCCAUAUCUUCAAUUUUUUUUACCCGCCCAAUACCCGGAACCAGAAACCAUGGCUAAUAGAGGCCUCAAAAUUUGCUUGGCUGUGUCUCUACUCUUCUUGGUCAUCGUUACAAUUAUGAUUGUGACUUUAUUUAUGACCAUCUUUAAGCCCAAAAAUCCUGAAAUCACUGUCCACCCUGUUGGUCUAGAAGACUUUCAAUUUUCCCUUUCACCCAAUUUGACCAUAAAUGUGACUCUAGGCAUGAUAAUUACUAUAAGGAAUCCAAACUAUGGAAGCUUCGAGUACAAAAACUCCACUGGUUAUGUGAAUUUUCAUGAUACCGUGGUAGCCGAAGUUCCAAUAGAAGCAGAGUUAGUUCCAGCACGUGGCCAGAUUAAUGUGAACACUUCAGCAGAUUUUAUGGUAGAAAAGUUAAUCAAUGAUCCUAAUUUUUUGUCAGAUGUUCUAGGUGGAACUUUGAAUUUCACAUCAACAACUGCACUUCCUGGGAAAGCCCGUAUGUUCAACAUUAUCAAAUUGAAGGCCACGUCUUAUAGCUCAUGUGACAUCUCUGUUAAUAUAAGCUCUAGGAAAGUUGAUACCAAUUGCAAUUACAAAAUCAAGCUUUAAUUGUUUCGAGCCAGGAUUUUCAGCACAUGUACUAGUAGCCUUAUUAUUCUUUUUAAUUGAUUGAUAACUGGUGUUUUGUUUAUGUUGUUGCUAUGUUUACAGGAAGUAUAUUUCUAUUGGAGUAUAUAUAUGUCUUCUUUGGCAUUAAAGAAUAUGGCAGUAUCUUGUACAAGUAGUGAAAAAUUUACAGUUUCAAGAGAUGUUUUUUUUGUGGAUAUUUUAAA
Messenger RNA from Glycine soja, 929 nucleotides. Its product is annotated as late embryogenesis abundant protein At1g64065-like. The transcript has a single exon. The record is from RefSeq and is a predicted model, not a curated record. NCBI's taxonomy places the organism in Eukaryota, Viridiplantae, Streptophyta, Magnoliopsida, Fabales, Fabaceae. Bases 145 to 705 code for a protein of 186 amino acids. Gene Ontology annotation, cellular component: plasma membrane.